Klebsormidium nitens is the source of this 855-nucleotide messenger RNA. The record is from the annotation of a GenBank genome assembly. NCBI's taxonomy places the organism in Eukaryota, Viridiplantae, Streptophyta, Klebsormidiophyceae, Klebsormidiales, Klebsormidiaceae.
AUGGAUUCUGAAAGCUCAAGUGCACCCAGGGCAGGCUCAGCGUCAGAGAAAGAGGACCAGAUGGUUGUACAGAGCUUCAGCUGUCGAAGUGGAGAACUCGUCAAGGCUCUGGUCCUGGAGAUGGCCGAUUAUGAACUUUGGAUCACGGAAAAGCUUCUGCAACGCUUUGGCCUUUCGAAGUCGCGCGCAUUUGAGCUUGCUGUGAAGAAUCUGGAGGAGGCAACUCCUUCGCCUCUUGAGAGCCAUCUCGCUAUCCUUGGAAAGCGACAAGACUCGGAAGCUGUCAACAAAAGGUUGAAGCAAAGCAAUUACGAAAUCUGCUCUGUCAAGGCUUAUGAAUGGGGUCCCGUCAUCGUUUGGGUGACGAAGCUUCGCAACGAUCAGGGCCUGGUGGAGCUCGAGCCCUACCCGUUGUGGGGGGGUACUUUGGGACUGCAGAUCUGGGAGGGGCCAGUCAGAAAGUGCUUGUACCCCAUGCCCAAGACCAGAGAUGAAUCGGAGAUCCUCGACCCGUACAAGGCAGAGGAGCGGGGAUCCGUAUGCGAGCUGGUGGAGGAGUCCAGGUGCUUCGCAGACGUCUGCUGGAAUUGCAGGAAGAAGCCUGAGGGUGCUCAGCUGCUCAAGUGCGGCAAGUGCAAAGACGUGAAGUACUGUUCCGAAGAGUGCCAAACGCUGAGUUGGCGGAAGGACCACAAGCUCGAGUGCGAUGCACGGAAGCAAGCAGCGCAAGGGUCCCGGACGGUCAAGGAUGGCAAAAAGGAUAAAGGGGCACAGAAAGCGCUGAAGGAUCAUCAGAAGGAGCUCGGAGAGAGGCUUGCCCAGACAAUAGCGGAGAACCUUAGAGACGUCAUCUAG